AAUGUUGUCGUGGGUGUACAGGCACAAGGGCAAGUUUCUCGUGCUUGGAGCAGCCGUUGCAGGGAGCUAUGUUGGCGGACGGUGGCUGCUGAAUAAGACGAGUGAGCUGCAGGAGAAAAGACGGAGCUCUGAACUAGAGGAAGCCAGGCUCCAGAAACACUGUGAGAAUCACUGCAAAACUUGCCUCUCAGCAGUUGUGUGUCUUCUGCCGCGACUGAAGGAAGCAGUGCAGGCACAGCUGGAUGCAGAGAGCAUCACGGAGCAACUGAGGAGCAAAUCAGCUGGAAAAGUGCCAUUGUGGGAGAACCUGAAGAUAGUCUGUUUUGCCCGUGUGAUUGUUGGUGUGUACCUGUGCUGUGCACUCUCCGCAUUCUUGAGAAUUCAACUCAGCAUUCUCGGAGGAGAACUCUCCCUCUUACAUAGAGACCAGGCAUGUGAUGAAGGCUCCCUUGCUCAGCAGCAGUACCUGAGAUCAGCUCAGCACCUCAUGAGAGAAGGACUGGAGGCGCUGGUGGGGCGAGUUAGAAAGGCUGCAGAAACAGUUCUACUGAGCUACUCUCUGAAACACCAGCUGACAGCUGAGGGGGUGGGGCAACUUCUGAGCGACAUACACUCUCUCUCCUCUUCUCAUAGACCCACCAACAGUUCUAAAGGUGUCUGUCAGACUUCAUUCCUCGUUCAGUUUCUUCUUCCCAGGGACCAGUCAUUUCAGGUAUAUACCCACGUGCAAGUCUCCAUGUGGUUCUCUUCCCUCUCUCUAGUCACCAGAAGAGACAUCAGGUGCAGCAUACUCUGCCAGGGACAUUAUUGAGAGUGCGGAAUUCUCGAUGGUACUGGAGAGAUGUGUGAAUCAGACUUUCUCUCUCAUGUGCUGCCAGAUCUCAGACAUUCACCACUCAGCUGCCCAGAGGUAUAUACAGGCUCCGUCUACUGUGUGUGUCUCUGCUAACUUGUCUCUUACUCCCUGCUAGUGAGACAACACUGCCAGUUGCCAGAGUGAUACCCCUGAUUAGUGACAUGUUUGACUUCAUAUUUUCCUCCCACCACGACAGUCUUACCCAGAGAGUGCUAGCAACUCCAGAACUGCAGAAACUCUCCAGGAACAUUUUUGAGGCAUUCAGCCGACCAUCAGAAUAACACGAGUCAUUUCACUCUCCUUUUAUCACUGUUGUCUGCAUUUCUGAUGAAGCGAAGCAAGCGGUUUGAUUUUUCACACGUACAGUAUUACGAUCAGCAUAAUAUCACUGUUCCUGGAGAAAUGUAGUUUUUUUUAUCAAACAAUCUAUGUAGUGAUGCAUUUAAUACAUAA
This is a messenger RNA of Geodia barretti, 1309 nucleotides long. The record is from the annotation of a GenBank genome assembly. Lineage: Eukaryota; Metazoa; Porifera; Demospongiae; Tetractinellida; Geodiidae.